Molecule: messenger RNA, 1777 nt
Organism: Harmonia axyridis
Lineage: Eukaryota; Metazoa; Arthropoda; Insecta; Coleoptera; Coccinellidae
Product: UDP-glycosyltransferase UGT5-like
Exons: 7
Coding region: 116-1663 (515 amino acids)
Molecular function (GO): UDP-glycosyltransferase activity
Source: RefSeq, a predicted model, not a curated record
UCAGAAUUUGUCGGAAACGAUUACAGAUUUUUUGGUGUUGUCAUAUGAAGAAUUCUUCAACUCAAGAAAUGUUACGCUGGUAUUGAUAUUAACAAAUUUUUCUUCAAAGGAGAGGAUGAAGGUUUGGAACGAAAUUUUAUUUUUGACGACAUUCUUUGUUUAUAUUGAUGGGGCGAAUAUUUUGGCUAUUUUUCCUGUUCCGGUUAAAAGCCAUUUUGUGAUGACCAAGACCAUAUUGAAAUCACUAGCUGAGAAAGGCCAUCAUAUAGAUUUAUAUACUAUUUUUUCAGAAGAAGAAAGAAUACCAAGGAUAAAGCACAAUCAAAUCCCAAAUAUACAUUUAUUGGAUUCACCCUUGUCAGUCACGGAUCUUCGAGCUUAUUCAGUUCGUGCAAUGAUUGAUUUGAUGUUUUUGGAGGAAGGUGGUGGUCAUUUUAUUUGUGAAAAAAGUUUUGAAACUGAUGUUAUGAAGAACCUAAAGCAAUCCAAAAAACAUUACGACCUCAUACUUCUCGAGAUAUUUGUGGAUGAUUGCUUUUUCGGCUUUUCUCACAUCUUCAAUGCACCAGUGGUAGCGCUGACUUCAAGCAUAGAUCUGCCUUGGGGAUCACAUCGUAUAGGAAAUCCCGACAACCCUUCCUAUAUUCCAACUUAUUUCGGAGAAUUUGGUCAAGAUAUGACUCUGUAUGAGAAAAUUUUGAACACCUUAACAUUAGUCUAUGCUAAAUAUAGGCAUAAAAUGCACAUGGAAUAUCAAAACAAAUUGGCUCAAAAAUUCUUCGGAAAAGAUUUACCCCCUCUAGAUGAAAUUGUAUCGAAUACAAGCUUGAUGUUAGUGAACAGUCAUUUCAGUCUUAAUGAUCCCAGGCCAACUGUUCCCAAUUUUGUUGAAAUUGCAGGAAUCCAUAUAAAGGAACCAAAACAACUUCCAAAAGAUCUAUCAGAUGUAGUAGGAAGCGAAAAAUUCGUAUACUUCUCAUUUGGUUCCAUAGUUGGAUCAGAAUCAUUACCAUUAGAUAAACUUCAAAACAUCCUUGAUGCUCUCGAAAAGCAAAAUAUAAAAGUUCUAUGGAAAGCAAACAAAACUUCGAUUCCCGGAGAUUUGAUUGUAUCAAAACAUGUUCAUGUGGAACCAUGGAUGCCACAAGUGGAUAUACUAUGUCAACCCAAUAUUCUAUUCUUUAUAACUCAUAGCGGGUUAAUGGGUACCCAAGAAGCAAUUUUCUGUGGAGUUCCAAUGCUCAGUGUACCUUUGUUUGCAGACCAAUUUUUGAAUGCCAGAAAUAUUGAAAAUAAAGGUAUUGGAUUAACUCUCAAUAUUGAAAGCACGACAAAAAAAGAAAUUUAUGAAAUAAUUGAGGACUUAAUCAGAAACCCUAAAUACAAAGAAAACUCAAGAAAGUUAUCCGAACAAUUUAAAGAUAGACCCUUGAAGCCACGAGAAGAAGCAAUUUAUUGGAUUGAAUACGUUUUGAGACACAAAGGAGCACCACAGUUGAGAAGCCGAUCUGCUGAUAUGUCGUGGUAUCAAUACUACUUAGUUGAUAUUUCAGUAAUUAUUGUAACAGUAUUGAUAUCUAUUGCAUUUGUUUUAUAUAACUUACUUAGGUAUAUUUUGACCCACUUGCCAAAUAGAAUAAGAAAUAAAGUGAAAAACCAGUAAUUCAUGAAAUCACAUGCCUUCAUGAAAAUUAAGAAAAAUAAAACGAAAUACCUGUAAAUAGUAAAAUAUUGAAAUUUGCUAAAAAGCAAAAAAUUAUAAUUUAAAAAAAUUAAA